GGUCUACAAAUAAUGCCACAAUUUUCAUUCAUUGUUCUCGAAUCAACGUGAUUCCACAAAAUCUGCAGAAUUAAACUCUAAUCACAAUGCAGUUUGAAAUACAUACAAAGUUCGAAAAUUUCAAUAAACGGGAAAUCACCAUAAUGAUCUUCCCACCUGUUCGUGUCUUUACGCCAAUUUCAUUCAUCUUCAGUUCUUCGGGCGGUGUUCAGUUGGAUACUCGUGGUGAUACCGGCACCGUCAUGGUUCUAUCAGGAAGCGAAAACAAUUGAAAAACACGCUGAAAAAGUGCUAUUCUACCGGUUUUUCGAACAUUGACGGAAUAACUAUGAAUCCCAUUUUGUUGUACAAGCUGUUUUUGAGUUCGAUGGCCUUUUUCGGUUGUGUUCUAGCUGCUGGUCAUGGUGAUUUUUACGGGAGAAGAUAUGACCAUUACCACGGGAAAUAUAGCGAUUCGGAAUUGAUGGUGGAUGUUCUUAAUAAUUUCGGUUUGAGGAUAUUGAUGGCACACAACAUACACAAUGAAAAUAACAUAGCUUUUUCUCCGUAUGGAAUUGGGGUUAUAUUAAUGGCUCUUGGAGAAGGCUUACGUGGUGAAGCUUUAUUGGAAAUAAGGAAAGCCAUAUAUCUACCUUAUGAUGCUCAUACUAUACGUGUAGGCUUAAGAGAUAUCCAUCGACAUUUGAAGAGUUAUUUCAUUCCAAAAGAAGGUUUCUUGGCUGGAAUAACACUCAACGUUGAAAAUGUCUCAAUAAACCCUGAGUAUAUACAGCUUCUGAAGUUUUAUGGAUAUGACAUUGACUCUUUCAAUACUGCACUUUAUCCUGAAAAACAUAUAACGACUACUGAAUCUGGGAUAAUGGAUGGAAGAGAAGAAACAACAUUAAAUACCGAUAGCAUUACUAUUUCGUCAACUGUAAACUCAGAAACAACUGAGAACAAUCUAGGCGACAGAACUACGCCAGAAUAUUCUAUUGAAACGACUGCACCGACAACACAAUUCUCUGAAAAAACAGAUCAAACGAUAACUGAAAGCGUCACUUCAACUGUUGAAACCACGAAGCAAACAGAAAUGCCUACUGAAAAUUCUGUUCUCAUGUCUACAACACCAACCACAGAAGCUACAAUUGUUACACAAUCGACUCAGACUACCACAGAUUCGAUUGAAAUUAGCACCAAAGGUACUGAGUCUUUUGAAACAACUCAAAUUUUAACAACUCUUGUAGCAAUUACUGAUGACACUAUGACUAGUGAUACAACAUCUGCUGCACCAGAGAUUAUAACAGAGAAAGAGAUGAAUGGAAAAGAGACUCCAUCUGUGGAAUAUCUUCCAAGCAGUACUACUGAAGUUACAACAAUAGGAAUCUCAACGACUGAAUCAAUUGAAUCUUCUUCCAUUAUUUCUAGUACUGAAGAAACAACUGAGCUCUUCACAUCUGUAACCAACACGCCCGCAUCCAAUGUAGAGACCACCACAAGUGAAAUAAAUGAAGAUGAAACACCAUCCACCACACCAAAAGUAAGAAAUAUACGUGCUUCAGAAGAAUCUCAAGAUCUUGGUGACAAUGAGGAUUAUUUUGAAAAUGAAGAUGAGCAAAUAGUUUCCAAACAAUUACCUGAAUCAGUCGUUACUGAAAGUAAUACAGAGGGUCAAGGGAAUGCCAAAGAAUUUGGCUCAGAUGACUGGAGAAUACGAAUAAAUAACCAACUUACCCUUUUGAAUUCAAAUCAAAAUACUCCAUUCACACCUUCCUCAAGGAAUACAGCCGAAAUCAUCAUCAACAAAGAACGCAGAAUUUCAAGAUCCAUUGAGGAAUAUGUUAUAACCCGUUUCUAUCAUUACAAUAACUUUAGACCAACUAAACCUUAUGAACCCAAUAAGCCUCUGUACUUCUUCGUCAAUGACAAGAAUAAGGAAGCUGGCUUGGAUUUCAUGACCUAUGAUUCAGUCUUACCGUUCUUGUACAUUCCAAGUCCUAGUGCAAUGGCAUUAGCUUUUCCUUUAGACAGCGAAAAAUAUUAUCUGUUACUUUUGUUGCCUUCCGAGGAUAACACCUUAGAUGAUGUGAUUUGUAAACUCUAUAUGCACAACACCUUCAAGUACAUCUUGAAUAAUUUGGAAUUGACUCAUGUCAGGGUUAACAUUCCCAGUUUCAAUUUGAAUGGAAGGAUAACGCUUACUAAUACACUGCAGAAGCUGGGAAUUCAAAGAAUAUUCGAACCAAGACAAGCAGAUUUUUCUCCGAUGACAAGCACAGAAGAUGUCUACGUUACCAAUAUAGAACAAGCCAUUUCUGUGACAAUAAAAAAUAACCUUAACAUCAAAAAGGAUACAAGACAUGGUCACCACUACUAUUCAGAGCCCAUAAGAUUUGAUGUCAAUCGACCAUUCUUAUAUUUUGUGAUUGAUUCUGAACUCCAAAUAAUACUUAUGGCGGGAAAAGUUGUAAAUCCUUUGAAUAUCAGAAUAAAAUAAUAAAAACAUU
Molecule: messenger RNA, 2486 nt
Organism: Harmonia axyridis
Lineage: Eukaryota; Metazoa; Arthropoda; Insecta; Coleoptera; Coccinellidae
Exons: 7
Coding region: 329-2476 (715 amino acids)
Molecular function (GO): serine-type endopeptidase inhibitor activity
Source: RefSeq, a predicted model, not a curated record